CCCUCUCCACAAAGUGCACGUGUGCGCCAGCUGAUACUGACGAACUGUCAGAACCGCGCGCUUGCGCAAUGAGGUGAUGGGGGAUUUCCAGCAGUAAAACGGAAAAGCUUGGAGUUGGUUCAGAAAAUGCAAACCAUCAUUAUCUUACUCUUCUCUGCAUAGUGACCUUGAACUCACUACUUUGGUUUAAAUGACAUGGCAGAGCCUACACCACUGGAUUCAACUCUGGACCACUAGACCUUUGAUCACCAACUACUAGCCCCAUCUUGCUUCUGCUUAUUUGUCCUCAUUUGUCCUGGUGAACCCACAUGGACUGUCAGCUAAAACAAUAACCAGAAAUGCGCAAGUGUGGUCCUACAGGCAAAAGCCUAGCCAUCCCAGUUAGCCUAAAUCAGGAAACAGUAAAAUUACACCAACACCCUCUUGUCAUCUAAAGAAUGGUGACGGCUUCCUGAAUCCAACCAGGGGCGCAUUCUUGUGCGUUUCUCAACAUCCUCCGCGGAAUCCUUUUGUGUGUGUUCACGUGUGACCUGAGAUGGCGGCGUAGGGGGGCCGCUGAGCGCGUCGUCCCGGUCCGGGGCAUGAGUGAGGGAGCGAGGGAGGGGCGUCACGGCUGAGCAGUUCACUGCCGCACUGCCAAUGGAUGCUAAACUGCAAGAGGACCUGUUCCGGAGGUACGUUGCAUGCCUGGAGAGGCGGCUGGAGGACGGUGGGGGCAACGCGGGCCCUGGGGGAGGCGCUCCUGAGGCCGGCAGCGAGGCCCUACUCUCCGCGGCCACAGCCCUGCUUGGGGCCUACCAGCCGGACCCGGGCCAGAGGUUCCGGAUGGUGCGCUUCUAUGAGGUGGUGGAGAACGCUAUGCGCUGCCUGAGAGGCUGCAGUCUGCGGGGCCUGGAGAGAGCCUUCCACACCUUAGAGACAGUCUGCACCAACCUGCUGCUCUUCCCUUGGAAGAAAGAGUUCCGAUGCAUCAAGACCUUCACAGGCCCGUAUGUCUACCACCUCCAGUCUGCCUUGUGUGACGCUGACCUCCGCUCCCUUUUGCGCUCUAUGGGCUACUCCCGCGACCACGAACUCCAGUUCCAUGUCCGUGACCACCCCGGUGGCCCGGCCCACUUACGGCAGCUGGCCUUCGAGCUCUUCUUGGCGCAGGCUGAGUGUCGACUCCUUGGAGAGGUGGUGGCUCUGGCCCGGGGCUCUGCCUCGGAGCUGGAGGCCCUGGAGCAAAGGAGGGGCUGCCGGGACGAUGCGGCCGGCUGCGCUGAGGUCCUUCGGCGGCGGGACAGCCUGGGGGCCGACAUGGCUCGGCUCUCGGUGCGGCAGGCGGACAUCGGCCACCCCCACCACCUGAGAAGAAGCGGACGGCCGUCCAAGUCGGUGGACGUGACAGACGGAGCGGGGCAUUGGCACACGGCCAGCAAGCCUGUCCUGAAAGCCUCCCUGAGCCUGAGGAAGGAGCCCCUUUUCGUAGACACGGAGGAGGACAUGAAGGACGAGAUCAUCAGGCCCAACACCACUUCCAUGUUCUCUGUGGCCGCUGCACCUUCCUACAGCCCGUCAGCCGACUUCUUCCCUAUCCAGUCCCCGCCCUCAGCCGACACCUACUCCUCCUACCACCUUUCCUCUUUGGAUGAGAUUGAUCUGUACACGGAGAGAGGCGGGCCCGGCGUCGGAGGUCGACAGACACCUUCAAGGCCCCCCUCCCGGGAGCCCCGGGAUGCCAGGGACGGCUGGGUGCUCAAAGCCCACGGCGCGCACUCUUCCCUGGUGGCAAAGUGUCAGGGUUGUGGCCUGGGCUGUGCCAGCCUGACCUCCUGCCCCCGGUGCGACAUGAUCCUGUGCCCGGCCUGUCACGACGUUGAGCCCUCCCCGUGCUGUGGCCUGCAGGACUACCCCGCCCCGAAAUCGCCUCGCCCGUUGGACGGUUACCUGCCCGUCAAAGAGAAGCUGUCGGUGUACUCCAGCACCCACGCCAACCACCCCCACAUGCACCCCCACCCCCUGACCCUCACCCACCAGCACACCCACCCUCACCCGCAGAUGGUGGAGAAGCCCCUCAUGGCCACCAAGCUGUUUUCCAGCAAGUCGGUCAGCGCCGCGGCCAACAGCGACCGAGCGAGCAUGGGCGGAUCGCGGUGUGGCUUCUGCAACAAGCCGGGCGCGUCGCACACCUGCGUGAACUGCUCCAAGGUGUCGUGUGACUCAUGCAUGAGCCUCUAUGCUAAAGACGUGUGCACCCGCAAGAACCCCCAGCACAGCUUUGUCCCCAACCACCAGCUCAACUUCAAGUCUGGAACCAUAUCACAUCUGGUCUACCGAUGAGCUGGGAACAGGCGGGAGUUGGUCUUCUCUUGAUCUCUUUCUUUGUGGUUUGUCAUGCCCCCCCACCAAUCUCCUCCUUUCACUGCUCCCUUUCUAUUUUGCUUGUCUCUCACCCCGCCCUUGUACCUUUCACUGUCCCUCGUUUCCUCUCCCACGCCCUCUGUUGGUUCUCUCUUUCAGGUGUGGCUGUGGAACGCGUACAGUAUAUUAUCAUCCUAUCUCUGCCUUGUGAAAGUUCCGGCUUUUAAAUUGGUUCCUAUUCUUCCGUACGUCUCCGCCCGCUGUAGCUUAGUCACGUGAUGUCGUAGCUCCUCCCGACUCCUUAAAUCUAGUCCUCCACUCCUAACGAAGGGGGGGGGGGGUGUAAGAAAUGCUCUCCAAAUAACACCUAACAAUGACUAUGGUCCUCAGGCAUGGAGAUCCCCCUGGGUGUCGAGGAAACUUCUGGAGCUGCGUGGUGUUCCUUGAGGACAUUUUUAAAACUUUGACGAGGAAACAAACUAACAAGAACAGUAAACUUACACUGGAAUUCGAUAGUAUAUAUAUUUUCAACGGUUCUUCAUUCUGUAGAUUGAUGUGAGACUGUUAGAAGGGUGGGGAUUGGGGUAUGGGGAGAGUCUUUGGGUUUCGGGGAGGUGGGAGGUGAUGCUUUAAAGGGAUAUUUUGAGACAAUGGUCACAUGCCAUAAUAGUAUAUUUAAAAAAAACAAAAAAAACAUUGCCUUGUAAAUGUACCUUCAGAUGUUUUCAGUGUAUGGCUGAGAUUACCAUGCUGCUUUAGAAAUGAACAUGGAGAGGUGUUGUUUUCCAUGGACUCCUUACUGGUAGAUAACCUGUUGUCAUUUAUCUAUUUUUUUAUUAUUUAAUUUUUUAAAUUUUUGUCAUUUAGCAGAUGCUAUUAUCCAGUUUUCUGUCCACCCAUGUCACUUUCAUAUUCCCCUCAUUCCUCUAGUUCAAAGUGUUAUCACACUGAUUACUCACCCAGUUUCUUUUGGAGGGGGCUGUUGUUUUGAAGUGUUAAGCCGGGGACAGCCCCGGGACCAUACAGUCAAGUUCCCUGAGUAGAUGCGUGGCUAGGGUCAUUCUCACACUGACAUUUAAACAUCCCAGGUAGAUGUCUCCUGUCCAGGAACAGAUUCCCCUUCAAAUUCCGGGUGGACAAUCUGGCCUUACGUGAGACAGCAUGCAUUACCUGAAACACCUCAGUCUGUCUACCUGAUAUGUAUAAAGGGAUUCUGCAGUGCACAUAGUCCAGGGGUGAGUUCAGCUCAGCUAAUCGUCGGCCUGCCUGUGGGCAAACGUCACACCAUGAACUAAGGACUGUCAGUGAAUCCAGUCAUGUCAAAGCCUCAGCUCUCCGUCUGAGGUAUCACAGUUUAACAAAGUGACUUGGAGAUGUCAUGUUAUAGGUCAGAAAUGGAGACAACACAGGCCAAAAAUGGGAAUUGUUUCUGACCGGUGAACCCAAUUGGUCACUGCUGCCUUACAUUAUUCAACACCUCCAGCUAGAGAAAAAGGGUGAUUGUUAUCAGCAUCUAUGCACUGUUUCAUAUCAACCUCUAGUCUUAGACACUAAGCCCGGUCCUGGAUCUAUGUAACGUGCUUUAGUAAAAUUUGAUAAAUAUUGUUGUCAUGCCGUAUGCACAAAAGCAUUAUGUGGAAGAUCUAAAUUUCAUACUCUGCCUCCUCCCUCGUCAUCUCCUCAAAAUGAGCAGAACAGCUUGCGAAGAGCAGUAGUGUAUGCAUUUAAGAUCGUCCCUGGGAUGUUGGCUGGACAGAAGACAUGGGCCAUGUCUGAAGUCUGCCUCGGCUGCUACUCCAAGCAUUCUGUGCUUUAAUGGAAUGACCCACGAUUUACAGAGUAGUCUUCGGUAAGAAAGAACGCACCUAGCAAUACAUAUCAGCACACUAGGCAUGUGCUGAUGUGCAUUUACAUUGAUUCCUGCUAUUCAUAUGUGCUGCAAUGACUUACCAGAUGAUUUUAGUGGAGGGUCCUCUUCAAUCACAGAGAUCUGAGCCACUUGGUGGUGUCAAUAGGGCAGCAUGUGUCAUUCUGGGGCACAUUCAUCAAAAGCCAUCGCAUGUGAACCUAAAACCCCAGUGAUUUACUCUGCAUAACCUGUUACUUGUGAGCCAGCUUCGCUGUUGGUCUAUAACCGCUCAUGUCCAGGAGGCACAGCGUUUUAGGCCAUUCAGAACUAGGAAAGGCAGUUAUAGCUGUGAUGGGGUCUGAAUAGGUAGGCUGUUUUCUAAAUUCCAUCAAAGUGUGUAGUUUGCGUGGUCCAGGGUGUGAUUUACAAGAAAGUGUAUAUGAUCUAUUAUUCUGAGCAACCUUUUAGGUUGUAAUAGAGUCAGUUUUAAUGAAGCCUUUUUCCAAAAUGGUUAAAAAUCAUACAUUGAUGUAAUUGCUGAAGUGACUUAUGUUACUUUGGGAAUGCUGUGGAAAAAUGAAUUAGAUUUGUUUUUACCUGUAGGAAGGGUGCUUCUUUUUUGAUUGGGUUGAAAGGUCUUUCCAGAGUGGCCUUAGGGAGCAGUGCAAUUUGCCUUUGACCUCUUCUUUCUCUAGUGAUGUCUCUUAAAGGGCCAGAGAGAUAAAGCCUAAUUGACAUGUUCUAAUUCUUAGAAAUGGUCUCCUUUCCCCCAAGUACUAUCACCAAGGUUCUGAUAAUGCCAGGUGAGAUGAUCUCCAUUUUGUUCUCACCUAUAUAGUGUGUGAUUCAGUCAGACAGACACAGCGUCUGUGCAGUGAAACAUAUAUUUACAUUGCCUGGCUGGCAACAUGUUUAACAUUUCAGGAACCAAAAGGACAGUAAAUAUAUUGCGGACUCUACAGUGAAUAUGACUGAACAAAAGUUGGCCUCACAGUAGACAAGAAAAAUCAAGGUCACUGAAGAGUUGCCGACCAUAACCCUUCGACCACAAGAUUUUAAGUGAAUUCUUUAAAAUGUAUUUGUUCUUUAGGAACCUAUAGUUGGUCAAGGGGAGACAGGAACUUGGAGCUAUUGUGCAAAACCAAUCAAAAUGCCAAAUGAAGAACUAGUAAGCCCAUUUCAAAAUUGAGCUAGGCAGAUUUGAUGCCAUAGUCACAAUUUGAUAGGGUUUAACUAAAAGAACAUGUCUUUGGAUUAACUUGCCUUAUUUAGCUACUGUUUGUGGAGUAGAAUGGUGGAUUACUGAAGAAGAGCACCAGAUAUGGUUGCUGGCCCCUAAAUAACUUUUCUCUGAAUUCAGCUUGUUCUAGUUGUGUUGUAGUUUAAAUUCUAUAGGUGAAUCACUGUAUUACCUGGUGUGCGAUAAGGGCUACUCAAUUGUCAGUCCUCAGAGGCUUUUAACUGGUAGGCAGACUUCAGUAUUCGCUCAGCUGUCUGGAGUUAUGUCAAUGUUUCUAAUUUUAUUCAUGGAAGGCACUGAAAACUAGUUUGUGUGUAUUUGGUCGUCCCAAAUCCACAACGUCACUAUUUUCAGCUAUAGUAUGUCAUUUUUGUCUGCAUUAAUUCUUGUGAAAGUUGCACUAUUUGGGGAAAUAGUAUGCCAUCUGAUUCACCAUUUGUAUUUAUUUUUUCCAACACAUGUAACUUCCUAUAUGACAGGAAUCAAUCACCUCUUCCCUCUGCGGUUAUCUUACCAGUACAAAAAGUAGUGGUUUUGUUUGUAUAGCCUUCCCCCAACCCCUCAAAAUCUCACCCCAACCUGUCCUUGGCAUGCUCUGUAUCUCAUCCUUACCCCCGCUCCCUCCUUUCCCGAGAAAUGCCCUCGCCCGCUGUUUCGCCCGCUGCCCCCCCCCCAUUGACACUGAGGAUCAUCACACAACGUGUGUGUCAUCACUACACGGCCCUGCAGGUGGGAGGGGGAGAGGAAAGAGUGAAAAGUAUAUAUAAAUCUCUCUCUAUGAAAAUGUUAAUGAAUAAAUGAGAUUUUUACAAAAUAG
Molecule: messenger RNA, 6249 nt
Organism: Esox lucius (northern pike)
Lineage: Eukaryota; Metazoa; Chordata; Actinopteri; Esociformes; Esocidae
Gene: spata2
Product: spermatogenesis associated 2
Exons: 3
Coding region: 640-2322 (560 amino acids)
Biological process (GO): protein K63-linked deubiquitination; protein linear deubiquitination; regulation of tumor necrosis factor-mediated signaling pathway
Cellular component (GO): cytoplasm
Source: RefSeq, a predicted model, not a curated record